AUGUGCAACCAAAAGGCCCUGAUAAAAAAUGCCAGCAUCUUGGAGGAGAUGCAACAGGAGUGGGUAGAAUGUACAACUCAGGCACUGGAGAAAUACAACAUAGAGAGGGACAUUGUGGCCUAUAUGAAAAAGGAGUUUGACAAGGAAUACAACCCCACCUGGGACUGCAUCAUGGUGAGAAACUUCAGUAGUUAUAUGACAAAUGAAACCAAAUGCUUCAACUACUUCUAUCUGGGCCAAGUGGCCAUUCUUCUGUUCAAAUCUGAUUAA
Messenger RNA from Enhydra lutris kenyoni (northern sea otter), 270 nucleotides. RefSeq names its product dynein light chain 1, cytoplasmic-like. Gene Ontology annotation, molecular function: dynein intermediate chain binding; dynein light intermediate chain binding. The coding region runs from base 1 to 270 and encodes 89 amino acids. NCBI's taxonomy places the organism in Eukaryota, Metazoa, Chordata, Mammalia, Carnivora, Mustelidae. Gene Ontology annotation, biological process: cilium assembly; microtubule-based process. The transcript has a single exon. The record is from RefSeq and is a predicted model, not a curated record. Gene Ontology annotation, cellular component: cytoplasmic dynein complex.